Molecule: messenger RNA, 945 nt
Organism: Lutra lutra (Eurasian river otter)
Lineage: Eukaryota; Metazoa; Chordata; Mammalia; Carnivora; Mustelidae
Product: olfactory receptor 52E2-like
Biological process (GO): G protein-coupled receptor signaling pathway
Cellular component (GO): membrane
Molecular function (GO): olfactory receptor activity; G protein-coupled receptor activity
Source: RefSeq, a predicted model, not a curated record
AUGCAUGACUUUAACUCUACUGCAUUCACCAAUCCUAGUACCUUCUUCCUGAUGGGCAUCUCUGGUCUAGAAGAUUUGCAUAUUUGGAUAUCCAUCCCUUUCUGCUCAAUGUAUAUUGUUGCCCUCAUGGGAAACAUACUCAUCCUUUUCAUCAUCAAAACUGAGACUGUUCUCCAUGAGCCCAUGUUCUAUUUUCUUUCCAUGUUGGCCAUCACAGACCUCAACUUGUCAACCUCCACUCUUCCCAAGAUGUUGUGUAUAUUCUGGUUCAAAUAUCAUGAAAUCAGCUUCCAUGCCUGUCUCACUCAGAUGUUUUUCAUCCAUGCUUUCUCUGGGGUGGAGUCAGGGCUUCUCAUGGCCAUGGCACUUGACCGGUAUGUGGCAAUCUGCAAUCCACUGAGACACUCAUCCAUUCUUACAAAUUCUGUGGUGGCUCAGGUUGGCCUGGUGGCACUUCUGCGUGGGUUAGUACUAAUGACACCACAUCACUUCCUGGUGAGAAGAUGGCCAUAUUGCCAGUCCAAUGUAGUCCCCCACACAUACUGUGAGCACAUGGUUGUGGUGAAAUUGGCUUGUGCUGACAUUUCCAUCAAUAGUUUUUAUAGUUUGGCAGUCAUUAUCUUAAUUGUUGACGAUGUGACAUGUAUCUUUCUGUCCUAUGUACAGAUUCUUCAAACUGUAUUUAAUCUCCCUUCUAAUGAUGCCAGGUUGAAGACCCUCAGCACUUGUGGGUCCCAUGUGUGUGUCAUCCUCACCUUUUACAUCCCUGCUCUUUUCUCCUUCCUCACCCACCGUUUUCGCAAGCAUAUGCCACGCCACACCCACAUCUUGCUGGCCAACAUGUACUUGUUGGUACCACCUAUGCUGAACCCUAUCAUUUAUGGAGUAAGGACCAGGCAGAUCCAAGAAUGUGUUCUACAAUUAUUUAUGACUAAAAUCAGCUGA